Pygocentrus nattereri (red-bellied piranha) is the source of this 2875-nucleotide messenger RNA. RefSeq names its product frizzled class receptor 6 (gene fzd6). The transcript has 7 exons. Gene Ontology annotation, biological process: non-canonical Wnt signaling pathway; canonical Wnt signaling pathway. Bases 553 to 2661 code for a protein of 702 amino acids. Gene Ontology annotation, cellular component: plasma membrane. The record is from RefSeq and is a predicted model, not a curated record. Gene Ontology annotation, molecular function: Wnt-protein binding; Wnt receptor activity. Lineage: Eukaryota; Metazoa; Chordata; Actinopteri; Characiformes; Serrasalmidae.
GCAUGCUCCUACCUAAAAUCUUGGGGAGUGUCGUUUGAGUUUUCACGUAACCUAGCUAGCGUUAGACGUGUAAAUCUUACUUAUCGUCAAGUCAUUAUUACCUGGGUAUGACAUACGGAUCGUAGUAUCUGUGAUGAUUUUUCGUUGCUCAAACGGCGCCCCUCGAUAGAGUUCUCUUAGGAAGCCUUUAACUCCAGAACUACAAGCUGACUUUUUCCCUGGGCCCUAAGAGAGCUAACUACAAAUCUUCUGACGGUGUUUGAAGAUUGUUUGGACACUACGCUGAAGUGAACCAUGCAGAGGAGAGCAUGGGAACUUAUGUAAUGUCCCUUGUAAGUCGGAGUGAACCGCAUGAAAAACAAGCCACUUACCCCAAAGCCGGUGGUGGCAUGUCUCCAUGGAUAUGACCCAUGAUACUGUGGAUUUUGGAAGAAGUGGACCAGCCCAACUAUCUGUGACCUAAGCAACACCCUCUUCUUCAUUGUAUUGCUGUUGAAAGGAGGAAUUUCGUUUUGUGGCAGCAGAUCGGACAGUGGUGGAACAGCUGUUACAAUGCCAAGCUGUACUUGGAUGUUGUUGGGUGUGUGUAUGGUGUUGGUGGACUCAUGCCUGGCUCACAGCCUGUUUACCUGUGAACCAGUGCGGGUGCAGUGGUGCCAUGGCAUGCCCUACAACAUGACCUUUUUCCCCAACAUGCUUGAGCACUACGACCAGGACAUUGCUGCUAAUAAAAUGCAGCAUUUCAUGCCGCUGGUUAAUCUUCGCUGCUCCCCAGAUGUGCACCUGUUCCUGUGCCAAGCUUUUGUUCCAGAGUGCACAGAGCAGACACGAGUACUGCGACCCUGCAAGUCACAGUGUGAGCGUGUCCUCUCUGAGUGCUCUAGAAACAUGGAUACUUUUGGUAUUACCUGGCCACAGGAGUUGCAGUGUGACAGGUUGGAGCCGUGCCAAUCCUCUAUGCAUGGCUCUGAUGUUCCACAACUAAAGGACACGACCACAUCUAAAAGCUCUUCAUCAGCCAGUAGAGACCUUGGCUUCUGGUGUCCACUGCAGCUGAAGACCCAUCCUGGACAGGGCUCCUCCUUCCUGGGUGCUCUGGACUGUGCUGCCCCAUGUGACAACAUGUAUCUCAAACCUCAUGAGAUUGAAUUUGCCAAGACCUUUAUUGGCAUCUGCUCCAUUGUCUGCUUGUGCGCUACACUCUUCACCUUCCUCACCUUUCUCAUUGAUGUCAAACGCUUCCGCUACCCAGAGCGGCCAAUUAUUUUCUAUGCCAUCUGUUACAGCUUUGUGUCCCUCAUCUACUUCAUCGGGUUCUUGUUGGGCAAUGAGUUGGCCUGUAACAAGCCAAGCCUGCUGGGGGCAGUGUCCACGGUGGUACAGGGCAGCCAAAGUAAAGGCUGCACGCUGCUCUUCAUGAUGCUCUACUUUUUUUCUACCGCUGGCAUGGUCUGGUGGGUCAUCCUCACCAUUACUUGGUUCCUGGCAGCAGGACCCAAAUGGAGCUGUGAGGCAAUCGAGAAAAAGGCUGUGUGGUUCCAUGCAUCAGCCUGGGGUAUCCCUGGGAGCCUUACUGUCAUACUGCUGGCUCUCAACAAGGUGGAGGGUGAUGGGAUCAGUGGUGUGUGCUUUGUGGGGUUGUAUGACCUGACCGCUCUCAAAUGGUUCGUGUUGGUUCCACAGGCUCUGGGAGUGCUGGCUGGGCUCUCACUUCUCCUAGCUGGAAUAGUUUCACUGAAUCAUGUGCGACAAGUGAUCCAACAUGACGAGCGCAACCAGGAGAAACUGAAGAAAUUUAUGAUACGCAUUGGUGUAUUUAGUGGUCUGUACCUGCUUCCUCUUCUCACGCUGCUCGCCUGCUACCUUUAUGAGCAGGUCCAGCGCAGUACCUGGGAGAAUACAUGGAUCAAUGAGCGGUGUCAGGAGUACAGCAUCCCUUGCUCUUACAAAAGAACAGACCCUUCAAGGCCAGAUUUGUCUCUUUUCUUGAUUAAAUACCUGAUGACACUGGUAGUGGGCAUUUCAGCAGUCUUCUGGGUCAGCAGUAAAAAAACCUGCUCAGAGUGGGCCUAUUUCUUCAACAGGACACGCAAAAAAGACCCCAUCAGUGAGAGUCGUCGUGUUCUGCAAGAGUCCUGUGAGUUCUUUUUAAAGCACAACAGCCAUGUACAGCACAAGAAGAAGCACUACAAACCCAGCUCACAUAAGCUGAAGGUCAUCUCCAAAUCCAUGGGCACUAACACCGGUGAUCCAGCAGGCACAUCCACUUGCCAUGACGGCUUAGCUGUUCCUGUCACUAGUAGCAACCACUACAUGCACACCCAUGGGUCAGAGUCAGACCCAAAGGGCUCUUUUGAGGCAUCUGUGCGGGAGCAGGGGGAGCAAUGUGGCUCAAGAAGGGGAUCCAGUCGGGGCAGCAAGGAACGGAGCAGAGGGCUGCAGGCAGACAGACGCAGCAAAACAGGAAGCUCCAGUAGAGUUAGCAGUAGGACAGAGAGCCUUCGUGGGGCUCCUGACGGCAGGAUAAUACCAAAAAAUGACUUGCCACAGGAGGUGCAGUUGGCUAUUGGUCAUUCUCCUUUCCAGGACCCCAUCCAAAGCUCUGCCCCAAGAUCUGUAGAUGUGGCUACAGAACAGAGCCAUGCCAGGGACAGUGCAUGAGAAGCGCACAUAUAAAGACCCUUAUGAAUAGUCUCAUUUGCCUAUAGCCCUCAUAGUGAUGGCAGAAAAAAUCUGUUGUGACCCUGCUGAAAACCACUAAACACUCUUGAUUUAAUGCAUACAGUUUAUUUUGCUAAAAAGAAAAUCAUAGGACUGUUCAGUUCCCUGGUAUAAUUACUGGUAUUAUAAUAAAUGAUCAGAUGUUUGCAUGUAA